UGCCACCUGUCUGAAGUAAAAUAUAACGUUAGUUUAACGUCGGCAAAACUGUCUUUUUCGUUUGAUUCAAAAGAACCACAGUUACCCCAGUCACCAUCAGCCUUCGUAUCUGACACUGGACUUACUGUCACGUGGAUAAAAGCACAAGCCGACGAACGGCCUGAUGAUUUGCCACUUUUUGGAAAAUUAGAGGAGGAUAAAAAAAGCAAACUCAACCUUAUCUUGUUCGAUGGUCCGGUAAUGAAAACGUUCAAGGUCCCAGUAGGAGCAAGAUCUUUCAAUCUCCCCGCCGACAACGUGAGGUGUGAUCCAAAAGUAUACAUCUUUACAGAAAGCUUGGGAGGAAUUUCCGAUGUUGCCCCGGUCGCUGUGACGUGGACUAAACGAAUUCCCGGGCCUAGCACAGUCAGCGUCAACAGCCUACAGAAUCGAAUCGGCGAACAACUGUUGUGGCAAUGGAGUCGCAGUGCAUCUGGAAUUGCAGACCAGUGCGGCGUUACAUUUGAAGUUCGACGACGUGAUCACCUCAACAUGGAAGACUUUUUCCUAGUGGAAGAAAACGAAAUCACUUUCACAGAUUUGUCUCCAGGGCUCACCUAUUCGUUCAGUGUUCGGGUGAUGGUCAAUUCCAACCCAGAUACCGGAGAGUUCUCGUCACCCGUAACGAAAGCUCUGGAAGCACAAAUCCGAACACCCCUGCCACCAGUCAUCAGAGCCAGCAAUAAUGUUUGGAACGUAAACUGGGAGAGCCAAUUCAAAACCAACACGGUUUCAGAACUGGUUCAUGUGAUACUUAUUCACGGACAUGAGAUGAAGGCUAUUUGGAAACCACUCAGAGAACUUUCUCACCAAUUCCCCAGCCAGGAACCCCACCGGGGUGCACAUUUCUUCUUGGCAAUAAAAAAUGUGGUCGAUAGUUCGGACUAUGCGCACGUGAAAGUCACGGAAAAUUCCCUCUUUUCAGUUGAACCAACUCAAGAGGGCUUCCAUAUUCUCAGUAUGGAAAACAACUUUGGCCAUCACAUCACUUGGUCCAUCAGUGGGACCAGUGAAAAAUCCCCCUGCCAAGAUAACCAUUUUCGUCUGAUCAGACGAAAAAUGACCGGUUUCGCACCACCCGAGUUGUACACCGUUCCAUCAAAAGAACUCCUUUUAUUUGACCUUGAACCUGGAAUGUUUUACAGUUACAAAGUUCAACGUUACGCGAACGCUAUGGAUUACGAAGCGUUCACGGAUCAGCUGGUCGUCGAAACGCCGCGUGUGGUUGACCUAACUACCCCAUCACUCUCCACUCAAUUCCGGCUGAGCCCUUCUGGAUCUCCAGAAGCCGCUGCGGCAAGGGUGUCUCACAAGCGAGAAGUUGAUCGAUGUCUGUGUGUCCCAGCGACUGUUGCUCUGACACCAUCAAAGGAAAGUUUCAUGACGCUUAAAAUGCUCCCAAUUCCAACCAAGGUAAAGGUGAUUGCUCACACACAGAAAUUGGCGCACAUAUUGACUUGGGAUGUUGAACCCUUUGGGAUCGGAACUUGUUCGAAAAUAUCGUUUAACAUCACACAAAAGGCGACCUAUGGUAACGAUGAAUCAGAAGAGUUUUACUACGUUACCGAAGCAAGACAGCUGACAGUUGAUGAAUUGAAACCCAAUACUCUCUAUGAGUACAGGGUACAAACCAUUUUGGGAGGGCGAUUCGCCGGGAAUUUCUCCGCCCCUGAAAAAAUACUCACACCAAAAGCACCGACGAUUCUCAUGCUUCCGACAAGCAAGUGUCGCAAAACGCGCCUACGUGUCAGUUGGGAAACGCAAGACAAUACUGACAAGAAAUUGGAGGAAGCACUUGUCAUGGUUUUCGAAGGAGAAUCUGUUAAGGUGCAUAGCGUAAAUUAUGAGGAAGGUAAUAUCAGUAUUCCAGUUCCUUCGUGUGGAUCUGUCCAGAAUGUUUACUUCGGUGCGCGCAAUAUCAUCGGGGCAUCCAAUAUCGUACCGGUGACUCCUGGAUGGUUGGACAAACGU
Molecule: messenger RNA, 2010 nt
Organism: Opisthorchis viverrini
Lineage: Eukaryota; Metazoa; Platyhelminthes; Trematoda; Opisthorchiida; Opisthorchiidae
Exons: 8
Molecular function (GO): protein binding
Source: RefSeq, a predicted model, not a curated record